CACCCCUACACCGUCUCAACCCUUUCUCUCUCACAAACAGUAGACAUAUAAAAGUGCAGUAGAUAUUCUUUGGGGAUUUCACAGUUGAUAGGAGCCCACUAUUAGUCUAAUAUCCCAGUCAUGGAGGAGGGAUACAGAAUUGACCUGGACUACAUCACGGAGCGCAUCAUCACCGUAUCCUUCCCCCAGGCAUGCCCAGACCAGACCUACCUCCAGAACCUGCAUGAUAUCACACAGAUGCUCAAAUCCAAACAUGGCCACAACUACAUGGUGAUCAACCUCUCAGAGAAGAAUGAUAGCCUGACCCAGAUGAACCCCAAGGUGUUGGACACAGGCUGGCUAGACCUGCUGGCCCCGUCCAUGGAACAGAUGUAUGGUGUGUGUAAGAUCAUGGAUAACUGGCUCCACUCACACACACAGCAUGUUCUGGUCAUGCACUGUCAGGGUGGUCAAGGCAGAGUCGGGGUGAUGGUGGCCUCCUACAUCCACUUCAGCAGCAUAUCAGCCAGUGCAGACCUGGGUCUAGACCACUUUGCCAUGAGAAGGUUCUACAACAACAGAGUAUCUUCCCUGAUGAAUCCCUCGCAGAAACGGUAUGUGUGGAUGUUCAGCAGUCUGCUGAGGGGAGUUAUGAACAUGGAUCCCUCUCCUCUCUUCCUCCUUUGUGUGGUUCUUCACGGCGUGCCCAACAUCAAUUCUGAGGGAGGAUGUCGUCUGUUCCUGAGAGUGUACCAGAGCCUGCAGGUCGUCUGUACUUCAGCAGUCUAUCACGUGCGAGCAGUGCAGACAGACAGGGUUUACUUUGUACUGCAACCAGCUCAACUGCUGAAGGGAGACAUAAUGGUGGUGUGUUAUAAUAAAAACCACCAGACAGCCAGCCGAGAGGUCAUCUUCAGGCUCCAGUUUCACACUGGCAUUAUCCACGGUCGCCCCUUGCUUUUCCCCAAGGAAGACCUUGACACAGCAUAUAUAGAUCCCAGGUUUCCAGACGAUGGGAAAGUUCAGUUGGUGUUCUCUGAAAGUCCUGAGAAGAUGCCAGGCAGUGGUCACUGGCAAAACGGACCCUCUGUCAUCGUGGACUACGAUUCCUGGGACCCCCUGGUUCGACGGGACUCCUAUGAGUACAUCUCUCCAGAAGGACUAGCUCUUCCUCGUAGCCCGGGCCCUGUUGAUGGCAACCUAUCCGCCAGAGUAAGGAAGGGAAGUAGUGACGAAGGAGCUCCGUUUCACCUGGCAACCAGCUGCCCUAUCCCCAGUGACCUUAAACUGUCAGCCAGCAAAGACUCAGGCCUUUCUAUCGCCUCCCAGAGGACCGGAGGUAUUACUGCAGUGAGCCCCAAGAGAGGGCCCAGUCAGGACGAACUUACCCAGCUCAGGCGGCUUCUAUCUGGGGUCGGCCUGGAACCUCAUCUGGAGGACAUAACUGACCUCCCAGCCUCCUGUAACGCAGCGAGGGAGAUGGAGGGGGAUGAGGCUGGGUUAGGGCAGCCUGUGAAGGCCUCUCCUAGCGAGAGGGAGUCAGACAUCCUUUAUGAUGACGAGGUUAGCCCCGAGGCUAGCAUUGGCUCGUUCUCCUCUGAGAGCAUACCUGAAGGCCAGGGAUUGGUCCAGAGUGGAAGUGGAUACUCCACCCCCUCCACCCAAUCAUGGGUGCAGCAGCAGCAGAUAGUCGUCAGGGGGCAGGACAGCCCUGUGGAUACACUUUCUCUGAUUGGUCCAAACACCUUGUCACUUCCAGACAUGCCCAAUGGGGGGAGCAGCAGCAGAGAGUCGGUGAAGAGAGGAGUGGAGGGAGGGGUGGGGUCGCCUGUACAGACAGACAGUCACACACACGCCUCACACACCACCCAUACACCGUUGCCCUCAGGGGAACCUUGCGGGCAGGAGGAGCUUGCCUCGUUAGCCACAGACAUUGAUGAGUCCAUCGAGCAGCUUAACCAGCUGAUCCUAGAUCUGGACCCCACCUUCAUACCUGUUCCCACCCGACACACCCCCCUCCCCCUUGCUCUCUCCACCUCCCUCUACACCAAUGGUAACAACCAAACGACGACACAUGCCAACGCCAGCCAAUCAGGCUGGAAGCACAGACAGGACAGUGAUGUCACUGAUUACCCAGGAUUCUACAGUCCUGGUUGGGGCGGAGCCCAGACAUUCCAGAAUGCUCCGAUCUACAGGCCCGACCUAUCUCCCUCCCAGUGUGGUCGUCUCUCCAGGAUGGACAGUGUGGACUAUGAAGGACAGACUCCAGUAACGGACAGCUGUGACAUAGUCCCGUCCACACCAGCAUUUCCUAUCUCUCCUCCAACGCCCUAUGUGAAAAGUUUCCCAGUAUUCUCUUACUUGAGGCAAGGAGAAGGACAUUGGGAGAAGAGCGGAAUAUCACAAGGUACAUUUACACUCUGUUACUGUGUGUGUGUGUGUGUGUGUGUGUGUGUGUGUGUGUGUGUGUGUGUGUGUGUGUGUGUGUGUGUGUGUGUGUGUGUGUGUGUGUGUGUGUGUGUGUGUGUGCGUGUGUGUGUGUGUGUGCUCUCUGGGACCUAG
Messenger RNA from Oncorhynchus nerka (sockeye salmon), 2541 nucleotides. Its product is annotated as tensin-3-like. The record is from RefSeq and is a predicted model, not a curated record. The coding region runs from base 121 to 2541 and encodes 806 amino acids. Gene Ontology annotation, cellular component: focal adhesion. Lineage: Eukaryota; Metazoa; Chordata; Actinopteri; Salmoniformes; Salmonidae. The transcript has 17 exons. Gene Ontology annotation, biological process: dephosphorylation.